Messenger RNA from Chelonoidis abingdonii (Abingdon island giant tortoise), 700 nucleotides. RefSeq names its product myosin light chain 7 (gene MYL7). The record is from RefSeq and is a predicted model, not a curated record. Gene Ontology annotation, molecular function: calcium ion binding. Lineage: Eukaryota; Metazoa; Chordata; Testudines; Testudinidae.
GUUCUGCUCCUAAUUUAGCUACCUAGGUGAUAAGCAGCAGUAUAUAGUGGAGCUCAGCCACUGACUCGCUGUGGAGUAGCUGCGGAGCUGACAUAGCAGGAUGGCCAGCCGGAAAGCUGGGACCCGAAGCAAAGCUGCUGCCAAGCGCGCCCAGAGGGGCUCCUCCAACGUGUUCUCCAUGUUCGAGCAGUCUCAGAUCCAGGAGUUCAAGGAGGCAUUCAGCUGCAUCGACCAGAACCGUGACGGCAUUAUUACAAAAUCAGACCUGAAGGAGACCUAUUCCCAGCUUGGGAAAUUGAACAUGAAGGAUGAGGAGCUGGAUGAGAUGCUGAAGGAGGGGAAGGGCCCCAUCAACUUCACCGUCUUCCUUGCACUCUUCGGGGAGAAGCUGAAUGGCACCGACCCAGAGGAAUCCAUCCUCAACGCUUUCAAACUCUUCGACCCCAAUGGAACCGGCCACGUGAACAAGGACAAGUUUAAGCAACUCCUGCUGACCCAGGCAGACAAGUUCACCCCGGAGGAGGUGGAGCAGAUGUUCGCGGUGACACCCAUCGACGUGGCAGGAAACAUCGAUUACAAAUCCCUCUGUUACAUCAUCACCCACGGCGACGAGAAGGAGGACUGAUGGGUGAUGUGGACAAUCGGCAUGUGCCCCACGCCUAGUGCCAUUGAAAUAAAAGCCCAAGUCCAUCAAACGAGA